This is a messenger RNA of Peromyscus californicus insignis, 1633 nucleotides long. RefSeq names its product activating transcription factor 7 interacting protein 2 (gene Atf7ip2). Gene Ontology annotation, cellular component: nucleus; transcription regulator complex. Lineage: Eukaryota; Metazoa; Chordata; Mammalia; Rodentia; Cricetidae. Gene Ontology annotation, biological process: regulation of DNA-templated transcription. The coding region runs from base 1 to 1359 and encodes 452 amino acids. The transcript has 10 exons. Gene Ontology annotation, molecular function: transcription coregulator activity; protein binding. The record is from RefSeq and is a predicted model, not a curated record.
AUGGAAAGUCCAGACAGGAAAAGACAGAAAGUUUUAAAGGCCAAAAAAACAAUGCCUACAAGUUGCCGGAAGCAGUUGGAGAUCCUGAACAAGUCAAAGAAUGUUGAAGCUUCAAAAUCAACAGUUGGAACUAAUAUUCCAAAUGGCUAUGAUCAGAAGAUGUUUUCAGAAAACAAAGAAAAUGUUAAGCUCAUGAAAGCUUCAGAGCAAAUUAAUGAAAAUGGUUGUGUAGCUCUGGAAAGGCAUACAGCACUGCUAGAACAGGUUAAACAUUGGAUCCGACAGGAAAUCUACAUGAUAAAUUGUAAUCUAUUCGAUAAAAAACUGAAUGAACUGAAUGAACGCAUUGGGAAGACCCAGUGUAAGAAUAAGCAUGAAGCAAUAGCUGGUGAACUCUUUAUAAAAAUCAGAAGACUUCAAAGACGUAUUAAAACAGUAUUAUCAUCUCAAGGAAAUUGUUUGGAACCAAACACGUUACCCAAUAAUACAGUCUGUGAGGUUACAGAUUCAGAGGCAAUGAAUUCGAGUGUGACCCAAGAGUCAGUUAAAAGCCGAAGUAAAAGAAUGCCUUCUGUGAAUCCUGAUCGUUUUAACUCUUCAGAAAAAGCAAGUAGAAGGGUUAAUUUUUCAUCAGCUUGUGUUGAGUUUGUUUCUGAAAGUAACACUGAUGAUGUUAUGUUAAUUUCUGUGGAAAAACCUAAUUUGACAACUCCAGUUACAUCAGCUCCAACAGAAAUUGGAAAAAACACAUCAAGGAAAUUUAGCAACUCACCUAAUACCAUAAUUGAAGUUGGGGCUGUAGAGAAGAAACUUGAUUUUGUUAUUGACUUGACAAAAGAAGGCCUGCCCAACUACAGCAGAGAAAGCCCAGCAUUCACCCUGAAGUCAUCUUCGAAAGCUGUUUUAAGAUCAAAUGAAAUAAUCCCAGUGGCAGAAAAUGGAGCUGAGGGUUUUGAUUCAUUUGAACACCUGCCACCUCUCCCAGAGCCACCACCACCACUCCCUGAGAUGGCAGACAAAAUCCAAGACACUCUUCCUCCCCAAAAGCCUGAGCUGAGAGUGAAGUGGGUGUUGAAGCCGCCAGGCAUUGCACUGACUUGGAACAUCCCCAAGGUCAACCCCAAGUGUGCUCCUGUGGAGAGCUACCACCUCUUCCUGUGCUAUGAGAACUCAAAUCAUUUGACUUGGAAGAAAAUUGCAGAAAUUAAAGCUUUACCUCUCCCAAUGGCCUGCACUUUAUCUCAGUUUUUAGCUUCCAACAAAUACUAUUUUACUGUUCAGUCAAAAGACAUUUUUGGGCGAUAUGGACCAUUUUGUAAUAUAAAAUCUAUUCUUGGGUUUUCUGAAAACCUUACCUAAAAGUCCUCAGUAAUUAUAUGUUGUAUAUAUGUCGUGUUUUCAUAUUUGAAUGUUUGUUUACAGUGUUUCUCUAACACUAUACAUUGUAACAUUGCACAGUUAAGUUUGUGACCCCUUUGUAUGGGGACAGUCCUACAUGUAUUGUGUCUUGGAAUUUUGUGUAUUUCUAAUUUGCAUUCAGUAUGUACUUCUGUGAUCUGUGUUCUCACACAAUACCCUAUCAUGGACCCAUGUUGCCACUGUGUGUUCCUAUGGUGGCAAUGGAGUUGCUGCU